UUUUGUGUUUCGGGCCGCAGCACAAACCGCUGCGUGAAAAACUAGUCCCACUGGAAUGCGCCUGGAUACACGCGUCCAGAACGCCCGCGACGCGCCACAUCGCCUCCUUUCCGCUCAUUAAACCGAGGCCAGCGCACAGGGAUCGGAUGUGGAGACCGAGAGAGACGCGAGGGCGAUGAAAAUCAACAAUAGCGAGCUGAAGAGCCUCGGAGAAAGAGUCGAGCCGCGCGCGAGGGAGGGUGAGGGAAAGGGGGAAGGGUUUGGACGCGUCCGGGCAUUUUUCCUGUGAGCGGAAGACGACGGACGGACGGCGAGAUGUCGCGGUCACGCUGAAACACCGAAACAAUCAAAUCGAUGAAAAACUGCAGCGGAGAAUCAACGCGAACAACCCGAAACACAGACGCGCGCGGCCGGAGCGAUGCGAGCGGCGCGGCGCGGUUGAGCGUUGAAGAUGGGUGCCGUGCUUCAGACUCUCUUACUGUGUACUUUGUGUUUGCAGAUACGCGGCCUGCCGCUGCUCCUGUAUGCUAACCGGAGGGACCUGCGUCUGGUGGACGCGGCUCACGGUCGGGCCAACGCCACUCUGGUGAUGGGCGGUCUGGAGGACGCGGCGGCGGUGGAUUUUAUCUAUGCGCAGGGCCUGGUCUACUGGAGCGACGUGAGUGAGGAAUCUAUUAAACGGACGCUGUUUAACGGCUCGGCGCCCAGCGGCGUUCAGACCACCGUCAUCUCCGGUCUGACCUCUCCGGACGGCCUGGCCUGCGACUGGAUGGGGAAUAAACUCUAUUGGACCGACUCCGAGACCAACCGCAUCGAGGUGGCGGAGCUGGACGGCAUGCACCGCAAGGUGUUAUUCUGGCAGGACCUGGACCAGCCGAGGGCCAUCGCUCUGGACCCGGGCCGCGGGUUCAUGUACUGGACGGACUGGGGCGAGAUCCCGAAGAUCGAGCGUGCUGGGAUGGACGGUUCGCUGCGCUCCGUCAUCGUGGAAACGGAGAUCUACUGGCCCAACGGCCUGACCCUCGACUACCAGCAGCAGCAGCUCUACUGGGCCGACGCCAAGUUCAACUGCAUACACCGAUCCAACCUGGACGGCUCCAGCAGGGAGGUGGUGGUGAAGGGCUCUCUGCCGCACCCGUUUGCGCUGACGCUGUACGAGGACACACUCUUCUGGACGGACUGGAACACGCGCUCCAUUCACUCAUGCCACAAACACACGGGCGAGAACAGCCGUGAGGUACACACCAACAUCUUCUCCCCGAUGGACAUCCACGUCUACAGCCAGAAGCGCCAGCCCAUGGACGUGGCGAGCCCCUGCUCUGUGAGGAAUGGAGGAUGUUCUCAUCUGUGUCUGCUGUCUCCGGUCAAACCCUACUAUCAGUGCGCCUGUCCGACCGGCGUACAGCUGCUGGAGGACCACAAGAGCUGCAGAGACGGCCCGUCUCAGCUGCUCCUGCUAGCGCGCCGCACAGACCUGCGCCGGAUCUCUCUGGACACGCCGGACUUCACUGAUAUCGUGCUGCAGGUGGAGGACAUCCGGCACGCCAUCGCCAUCGACUACGACCCAGUGGAGGGACACAUCUACUGGACGGAUGACGACGUGCGCGCCAUCCGCAGGUCCCUCCUGGACGGCAGCGACGCUCAGCUGGUGGUGACCUCGCAGGUGAACCACCCAGACGGCAUCGCUGUGGACUGGAUCGCACGAAACCUGUACUGGACCGACACCGGCACGGACCGCAUCGAGGUGACCCGGCUGAACGGCACCAUGAGGAAGAUCCUGAUCUCAGAGGAUCUGGACGAGCCCAGAGCCAUCGUGCUGGACCCCGUCGCCGGAUACAUGUACUUUACAGACUGGGGCGAGGUGCCGAAGAUCGAGCGGGCGGCUCUGGACGGGUCGCAGCGGCUGGUGCUGGUCAACACGUCUCUGGGUUGGCCCAACGGCCUGGCACUCGACUACAGCGAGAGGAAGAUCUACUGGGGGGACGCCAAGACCGACGUCAUCGAGGUGAUGGAGAUGGACGGUUCGGGCCGGCGGGUGCUGCUAGAGGAUAAUCUGCCGCAUGUGUUCGGCUUCACGCUGCUGGGCGACUACAUCUACUGGACGGACUGGCAGCGGCGCAGCAUCGAGCGCGUGCACAAGCGCAGCACUGAGCGGGAGGUCAUCAUCGACCAGCUGCCCGACCUCAUGGGCAUCAAGGCCACGUUUGUCCAUCAGACCUUCGGAGUGAACCCGUGUGCGUGGGCUAACGGCGGCUGCAGUCACCUGUGCCUGUACCGGCCUCAGGGUGUGUCGUGUGCGUGUCCCAUCGGCCUGGAGCUGAUGGCGGAUCUCAGCACCUGCAUCGUCCCCGAGGCCUUCCUGCUGUUUUCCCGCCACACCGACAUCAGACGCAUCUCCCUGGAGACCAACAACAACAACGUGGCCAUCCCACUGACCGGCGUCAAGGAGGCGUCCGCACUCGACUUCGACAUCACCGACAACCGCAUAUACUGGACCGACAUCACACUGAAGACGAUCAGUCGCGCCUUCAUGAACGGCAGCUCUCUGGAGCACGUGGUGGAGUUCGGUCUGGAUUACCCAGAAGGCAUGGCGGUGGACUGGCUGGGCAAGAACCUGUACUGGGCAGACACCGGCACCAACCGCAUCGAGGUGGCCAAGCUGGACGGGCAGCACAGGCAGGUGCUGGUGUGGAAGGAUCUGGACAGCCCCCGCGCACUCGCCCUGGACCCCGCUGAAGGAUUCAUGUACUGGACAGAGUGGGGUGGACGGCCCAAGAUAGACCGUGCAGCGAUGGAUGGGUCGGGCCGCAUCACUCUGGUGCCGAACGUAGGCCGAGCGAACGGACUGACCAUCGAUUACGCGGAGCGACGGCUCUACUGGACCGACCUGGACACCACACUCAUAGAGUCCUCCAACAUGCUGGGUCUGGAGCGUGAGGUGAUCGCAGAUGAUCUCCCGCACCCGUUCGGCCUGACGCAGUAUCAGGACUACAUCUACUGGACGGACUGGAGCCAGCGCAGCAUCGAGCGCGCCAACAAGACCAGCGGGCAGAACCGCACUGUCAUUCAGGGCCACCUGGACUACGUGAUGGACAUCCUGGUGUUCCACUCGUCCCGGCAGAGCGGCUGGAACGCCUGCGCCGCCACCAACGGCCACUGCUCACACCUGUGCCUCGCCGUACCUGUGUGCAGCUUCACCUGCGGCUGCCCCGCCCACUACUCCCUCAACACCGACAACAAGACCUGCAGUGCGCCGACGUCGUUCCUGCUGUUCAGCCAGAAGACUGCUAUAAACCGCAUGGUGAUGGACGAGCUGCAGAGCCCCGACAUCAUCCUGCCCAUCCACAGCCUGCGGAACGUGCGGGCUAUCGACUACGACCCGCUGGACCGACACCUGUACUGGAUCGACGCCAAGCAGAACGUGAUCCGCCGCGCACAGGAGGACGGAAACCAGAGUGUGACGGUGGUGUCCGGCGCUGUGGGUGGGUCAAACCUCGGCCUGCAGCCAUACGACCUGAGCAUCGAUAUCUACAGCCGCUUCAUCUACUGGACCAGCGAGCUCACCAACGUCAUCAACGUGACGCGCACAGACGGCUCGCGGGUCGGCGUGGUCCUGCGCGGAGAACACGACAAACCCCGCGCCAUCGCCGUCAACCCUGAGCGCGGGUGA
Danio aesculapii is the source of this 3670-nucleotide messenger RNA. It is a transcript of the gene lrp6, whose product is annotated as low density lipoprotein receptor-related protein 6. The transcript is spliced from 14 exons. NCBI's taxonomy places the organism in Eukaryota, Metazoa, Chordata, Actinopteri, Cypriniformes, Danionidae. The coding region runs from base 452 to 3670 and encodes 1072 amino acids. The record is from RefSeq and is a predicted model, not a curated record.